CUCAAUAUAAUCAAAUUUUAAUAUUUUAUAGAUAUCCGAUUCUGAAUAAUUCGAUUAUGGCACUUGAUAUCUUGAAGUUUGUAUGGUCGAUUCCUACAAUUUCAAAUACUGGAUCAUCUGGUAAUCUGAAUUAUAAUUUUACAAAUAACAUGUUUCUUCUUGAUGUAAGUCAGAAAGAUAGUUAUAAAUGGGUUACAUCAUAUGAACUUACCAAAUCGUUCCAACUAACUUCUACCGCUUCCAUUCCAAUUUCAAAAAUACCAUCAACUUCUGUAUUUUCAUCAAACACUUCAAAUACUUUACCUAUUAAUUAUGGUGCAAUAAUUGGUGGCACAAUUGAAGGAAUUACAGAGUUGAUAAUCUUGUCAACAGUUGCAGUUAUUGUUAUCAAAAGAUAUGGUCAUCCUCCAAACUUUUUUACUUUACAGGAAGAAGAAAGUAAUCAAAAAAUUUCUUAA
This is a messenger RNA of Diversispora eburnea, 458 nucleotides long. NCBI's taxonomy places the organism in Eukaryota, Fungi, Glomeromycota, Glomeromycetes, Diversisporales, Diversisporaceae. The record is from the annotation of a GenBank genome assembly.